Messenger RNA from Galendromus occidentalis (western predatory mite), 2046 nucleotides. RefSeq names its product importin subunit alpha-3. Bases 118 to 1647 code for a protein of 509 amino acids. NCBI's taxonomy places the organism in Eukaryota, Metazoa, Arthropoda, Arachnida, Mesostigmata, Phytoseiidae. Gene Ontology annotation, molecular function: protein binding. The record is from RefSeq and is a predicted model, not a curated record. The transcript is spliced from 2 exons.
CGUCGGGUAAUCAUCAACAACAGUCUCAAAACGGUGCGCCCUGAGGCAACGCUAUAAUCGGUCGUUUCUCUCCGAUAAUUACAGCGAGGGAUCGGAGAGAAGUUCCGAAACACUGCAAUGGAUCUCCCACGGAUGAAGCGACCCAUUAGCAGGAUCAACGACAAUAAAGUCCAUACCUGUGGGCUCCCUUGUGAGCAUCUCGAUGACUCCCGCAAAGAAGAAAAAAAGCCCAAAGAUCGUGUCACCAAGAGAUAUACCGUUGAAAGACGACUCGGAGCCCGAAAUGACGUGAAUAUCGCCGGAGAAAAGGUCAUCGAACUGCUUGAGUCGCUUCGAUCGGGAGUCGAAUCUGGUGACUUCGAAGCAAUCUCCGAAGCACUACAUCGAAUGCGCGGUGCAUUGUACUCCACAGAAGACGUUGAUACGGUAGUCAGCGGGAACAUCUACACUCUGAUGGACGCCUGCCUUGAGCUCGAAGAAUUCGACAUACAGCAUAGCGUCCUAUGGAUUCUGUCGAAUAUCGCUUGCGGAGACUCAAAUCAUGUCGCGGAGGUCGCCGCACGCCUCGAGAAAAUUUCGCCCGUCAUCAAGAAAGCCAACGUCGCCGAAGAAACGCUUGUCCAGGGCCUGCGACUGCUCGCGAAUGUCGCUGGGGACAGCCCUGAGUAUCGAGACUUGGUCGUUCGCCACUUCUCUUUCGAGGCUCUGAGGAAAUCCUUCGAAGGAAACAGUUCUGCGCAAGUUCUUGAGGACGCCGUCCGGCUUCUAUCGAACAUUGCCCGGCAAGGACCUCGGGUUGGCGCUCGGAUGGGUCGGAAGAUUCUCGAAAGCUUUUACCAUAUACUCGGUUUCCUUCAUUGUGAGUGCCGAGUGGUCUCCGAGAUCUGUAAGGCCCUGCUUAACGUUCUACAUUAUUUAGAGGAGCCGAGCACGCUGAAUCUUUUGGCGAGCUUAAAGAUAAUGCUGGUCAUGGCUCGUCAUCCAUAUACUGUGCAGUGCACGCAAUCGUGUCUCGGUGAUUUAGUCUUGCUGAUAGCCGAUUUGCUCUCUACAAGCGACGAAUUAUGCGAAGAGUUCAUCGACCAAGGAAUCCUCAAUCCUCUCUCGAUUGUGCUGCAUGGAGAGAUCUGCGAACUAUAUCAACUCGCCUGCUUCGCGAUCGCGAAUGUUUUCGCAGGCAACCCCGCUCUUAUACAGCGAAUAAUCAACAAGGACCUCCUGAAGGUCGUCUUCCACGUACUGGAACACGGGGACUUGGAAGUCCGGCGCGAAGCUGCGAUCGCCCUCUGUUGUUUCGUCGAGAACGCAGACCAUCGACAGCUACUCUAUGCCAUCAAAAAAGGCAUGCUUCCUCCGGUGGUUCGCAUGCUGGACCAUUUCGAUGCGAGUAUCGUUACCGAUAUCCUUGCAUCCCUUCUCAGACUGCUCUGCAGAGCGAAGGACAGAAAGAUGGAGGAUGAGCUGAUUCGUGGCAUGGAUGAGGCUGGAAUUGUUGAAAGACUACAAACCCUCGUAGACCACGAUCACCACCCGAUCUCUCAGCAGGCUGAAGGCUUCAUUCACUUGUAUCUGGUUCCUCGUGGUAUGCUCGAGGUCUGGGUAGAUGCCUCGCAAUUUGAUCCGCCCAGCGAAGAAGAUGCGAAUUGAUUCUUCCCGCAGGAAGUUCCGCGUGGCGCUGACAAUGUUAAGGGCGGAAUGCCGAAUCUCCCAUCGAUACAAUAAUACGCCGUUCCGUUCUUACGUUAUGUACAGGCGAAUAAUCGUUCUGUAUCAAAUUGAAUGCCCAUAUGAGGAACCGAGGGUACGAAACUCCGAUGUGUCGGUGUACCUAAAUUACUGAGCGGAGAUGAAAGAGCACCGGAGCCGUGACCGUCUGAAUAGAACUUGGUCUCGAGCCCGGGGUUGACCGGCAACGAACGCCAGGACUGAAGCGCUGGAGGAAGAUUGAUGAUAAGAGGCCAAACCCCGAUCCCCGACUGGGUAGACCGGGAAAUAUUAAUAUACUAAGAAUAAACUCUCAACACCGAAGUUUCAUUCAGAUCCGGG